GUUGUGAGAGUCAUACAAACAGCUUCACUUGCUAUAGCCACCGCGGUCGGGCGCAGUCCAGCGUGCCUUGUUUACGUCGAGGUGGAGUUACGGUCCGCUGGUCCUGCCAGAACACGUCCGAUUGAAAAAGUACAACGCUGAUGACUGAAACGACAACAACAAACAUCUGCAUGUCUGCACUGCUUGUUCCGUGCCACACAAAGUGCCAAGCUCUAAUACCUGUUGUUCACACAGAGGCAGACAAGGAGUGAGUGUGACAGAGAGGGCGGGGAUGUUGACCCAUCCCUCUGACUCGCUCCCUCACCUAGGUUUUCUCAUGGAUGAAGAUGCUCUCCCCACAAUCCCCUUGUGUAGUGCACCUCCACCACUUCACCUUCCCCCUUCCUCCAUCACUCCCAGCUGUGUGAAUGAUGGGAUAUCUGGCAACAGAAGAAGCGACUGCAUUCAAGAGAUCAGCUCUCAGACUCCCACAAAUCAGGAAGACGCCACAGAAGAAGGAGCCCGUCAGAAACCGACCUCACACACUCAGGACGCCGGCAACAUGGUGCAAGUGUCGGAGUCAAAGCACCCACGAGUGGAGGGCAGCGACGGGCAGCCGGCAGGAAAGCAGGGCGGAUUGGACUUCGCUGCUGCAGCCAAAUGUCAAAAUAAAAGAGAAGGCCUAGAACGUCCAAAUAUGACGCCGCCUCUUUUUAUCACCGAAAACUUAGAAAGGCAGCUUGUCUGUGAGGAGGAGCUGGUCGAUGCCGACACGGACACACCUGCUGUGCCGUGCCCCCGUGACGUCAACCUGCAAGAGUUGGACACCACCGUGGCUGCCAAGGGAUGGGUGAUCGGGCCGCUCUUCCAGUCGCUCAAGUCCAAAAUGGCCAGCUUCACAGAAAUAGUCAUGAGUCCUGCCAAACUCUUCCGACCCACCAGCCCCACCUCGACCCAGGAGGGGUCACCUGAAAAAGACUUGACGGAGGAGAAGCCCGUGGACGAUCAAAGUUUCUGGUCUCCGGUUGGACUCGACCUUGGAAGCGAAAGGUCGCUCUGCUCGCGGAAGCUUGCAUUUGACGUGGAUUUGUCACCAAGCAGUGACCAGCCUGAAGCGAUGGAACCGAAGGAGAACUCGGAGCCUUCGCCCAGUCCUCCGCCGCUGAUUAGCUCCGAUCAAGUCACGUCCUCCGAACCUUUUGUGUCUCCAGGUGCCACUGAGGAAGGCCGUCCCCCAAUCAAGCUGGUCCUCGGUGAUCGGCAGCUUAAACCAUUGCAGAGGAAGUGUGCACUGUCCAGAUCACUUCAACAGGGAGUGGACAAGUCAGACCUGGAGGUGAACUUUGAGCUGCGUUCUCAGAGGUGUCUGGUCAAACAGAAGAGUGCAGACUCGCCGUCCUGCCACUCUCAGCCGACUGUGGUGACCGUCCAUGAGGGAGAUGAGUUUGAUGGCCUGCACCGACCAAGCCUUCGGAAGAACAAGGCUGGAUCGGUUUCUGCGUUGCCCAAUUCCAAAAGGACUUUAAAAGGUUCUCACGAGGUGACGCAAAGAAAAAGACUGAAAGUAGAUGAUGCAAAAACAUCUGUCAGUGAAGCUCCCAGACGAACAAAACCACAGAAGAAGAAAGUUGUGUCACCAGAUUCUACAUCUGGCAAGGCGGUGAAGCCAGAGAACACAUCGUCGAGGCCAAAGAAUAAGAAGGAUGCUCCUUCCUGUGUGACCAUUCCGUCGCAGGAUGAAAGCAGAGACGAGUCUGAGAUCAAGCCGAGGCGCGGCAGACAGAAGAACAGUGGCCCCUGCAGGAGCCUUACCGCAGGAAGGGAUGCUGAAGUGGAGCUAUGUGUACCAAGUCAGCUGAAAGUCCUGAACCAAAUGAAGCCUCAAAAACGGAAGUUGCUGAACCAAGCGACAUCGAUUUCUACCUCAGUUGUGGAGCCCAACUUGAUUUCAGCUGACCCACUGAAAAAAGUGGACGAUCCAAAGUCUGAAGUCAGCCAGACAGCCAAGAAACCCAAGAAGGAGUCUCGGGUGGCCGUAAAGAGCUGCAGCGGUGAAGGAGAAGUUAAGUCUCAAAAGCCUGUCGGAGGCGGACUACAGAGGGGAGGCAGGCCGAAAGUGUUGUCCGAACCCGUUUAUUUUGAGAUGACUCUCUUGUCCGACUGCCACGUGACGCUCAGAAAGAACAAAGAAGCGCCUGUUGCCUCAGUUUCACCUGACUCAUCGGUGACUGGUGUGGACAGGCCCAACAGACAGCAGGGGAGGUCAAAGAAAGCAGGGCUCAAAAGCACUUCAGCCGACGAGCAGGUGAGCAGUUCGCUCACGCUGGAUGAUGUCCGCCUCCCUUCGUCCAAGGAAGGAGCUUUUCCCAGCCGUCUGUCGCGCAGCUUCUCCUGCCCAGAGAUCCCAUCGCUCUGCUCCAGAGACUUGCCGUGGACUUCUCUGUCACAGAGAAGGGCCCAGUCUUCCAUCCAGCUCCAGACCCCCCACAGCUUCGUCACUCCUCCAACAAACAAGGCUGUGCGCCGAACACGCCGUCACACCGUCUGCAGCCUGGAGGUGGAGCGGGAGAUCGCCCCGCUCUGCCUGCGCAAGGAGGUCUACCCGUCCAGACGCUCGAUACCGUACGACAAAGCCACCCAGCACCUCCCUCCGACUCUGGCGCUUUCUCCCACUUCCUCCCUCUCGGCGCUGGCUUCCUGUUUCCUCUCAAGUCCCCUGGCCUUCAUAUCAAGGAAGGCGGAGAGCAGAGAAGGCUCUUGUCACAUGACUUCGCCCACCUCUUCAUCGACCUCCUCGCCUUUGUCCUCCGUCUGGCUGCUCAGCGGGUUCCUCCCAAGGUCGGACUCUGGUCCUUCACUGGACUCCAACAGCAGUGCGAGUCCUCUGGAGACGCCGGUGGAGAGAAGACCCCAGAGUGAGGAGGACGAGGGAGAGAACACAUGUUCCUCCAGUCAGGAGUUUGAAGACGCUGCACUGAGAGAGGAGAAGUCUCUCUCUGACUCAGAGAUCAAGGCGGUCCAGACCAGCAAGGGGCGAGGGAAGGUGUCGUCGAUCCGUAUUCGGAAGGCUCUGCCCAAACCCCAGAACAACCUGACUCCGAUGGGCCUCCCCAAAACUGUCAGGGUGAAGAAGAAGGAGUUCAGUCUGGAGGAGAUUUACACCAACAAGAAUUUCAGCCAGCCACCAGAGAGCCGCCUGGAGACCAUCUUCGAGGUCCCGCUGAGCCGUCGCAAUGGCCUGGAGUCCAGCUUUGGCCAGAGGCGGAUGAAGCGGUUCGUGGAGUUCCCUGAACUGGGCCAGGUCCGGAAAGCCAAGAAGCCGCUUGUGGGCGUUGGGAAGUUGGGCACCUCGAGGACCAGACGAGGAGGAUUCGCUAAAGACACUCCCCCUGUGGCGGCUCAGGACGCCGAGUCGCUGCUGUGCGCCAAACUGGACCAGCUGCGAGUUUGGCUGACCAUCGACCAGACGGACAGUUGACAUCUGUUGACCCCUUCACUUGACUUUUGGCAGCGCUGGAUCCACAGUUCUAGACUCUCACUUGACCAGCAUCAUCCCGAGCCAGGCAGCUACUCUCGACACCAGCACCAUGAAUGUGACCACUGAGGCUGCGAGACGCCGACUGAACUUCCCUGGUUCUGAUCCAGGCAAACACACGUUUGAUAUUUCAUCAUCGAGUCUUCAGCUUGGAUUUCAGUGUGUGUCUGUGGGAGACUGAGAGUUGUGAACAUUGUGAAUGUCCCAGUGUAUGAAUGUGCUCCCGACCCGUGUUUUAGUGUUUGCACUUGUGUGACUGCACACUUGGUGUGUGCUUGUACGUCUGUCAGUGUGCGUGUGAGGCGGUGGUGCGUUCACAGGAGAAUUAUUGAGUUGAAAUGUUCAGACAUCCUCAAACAUUUGAGCAGGUCAGCUCCAGGUCCGUGCAGCCGUCCGGGACUUGCUUGUCCAAAUGUGAAGGAAAGUGGAAGCACUUGCCCUACAGCGCUCCCAUGUUGUCGUGCCAUGAUCUGCUACUUCACUCACCGACGCCUUAGUCACUGUCAUGUUGACAAACCACUCGAAGCACAAGACGUUUUAUAAAAGAUUUAUUAUUAAACUGUACAAAGGUCUGUUCAGCUCCACUGGUGUGAACGGCGUCCAGCGCAGCACUGCUGGGUUGCUUCCUCUGCAGACUUUCAACGCUUGUUAAUUUAUUUUGGUUUUGUUCUUAGUCUGCAUUAAAGGCUGGCGGAAGACAAAUCUGAUUGAUAUAAUAUAUAAUCCAUGAACGUGUGUGACGUCAUUGUGUCUUUUAUAGUCGCCAUGUUCCGAGUUUUAAUGUUCAAAUUGGAAAGUUAAUAAAUACGUCUGUUGAGGAUCUCUUGUCGUGUUCUG
Molecule: messenger RNA, 4351 nt
Organism: Synchiropus splendidus (mandarinfish)
Lineage: Eukaryota; Metazoa; Chordata; Actinopteri; Syngnathiformes; Callionymidae
Gene: prr14
Product: proline rich 14
Exons: 11
Coding region: 272-3457 (1061 amino acids)
Source: RefSeq, a predicted model, not a curated record